Messenger RNA from Cladophialophora immunda, 2987 nucleotides. RefSeq lists its product as uncharacterized. Lineage: Eukaryota; Fungi; Ascomycota; Eurotiomycetes; Chaetothyriales; Herpotrichiellaceae. The coding region runs from base 507 to 2732 and encodes 741 amino acids. Gene Ontology annotation, biological process: glucan catabolic process. Gene Ontology annotation, cellular component: extracellular region; cell surface. Gene Ontology annotation, molecular function: beta-glucosidase activity. The record is from RefSeq and is a predicted model, not a curated record. The transcript has a single exon.
GUUCAGUGGCAUCAUCACCAACAUGUUGGAGCUCUUGACACUAUCUAACGACCUAAGUCCCUGCCUUCUGACUGGAGAUCGUAGUCUGCUACAGGCAACAUCAAGACGCCCACGUAUUUGGGUCAGUAAUUACCAAUGAGCUUAACAAUGUGAAUGUGCGACACCUUCUGCAGCUAAGCCAAUUCCCUUUCAAGUCCUUCUGAACCUCUAAUUAUAGGUCAUAUUAUCGCUCAGAGCAGUUGUGACUCGGCUUCAAGGUUGUUGUCGCCAAGUUCGAGAUCGACCAACAUGGUUGCCCUGCCAACCCCCCGUAAACAGCGCUUCGCAGUCUUUCCGUGGCACAGCAUCGCACCAGGGCCGAUGACGCGUAUUGUUGUUAACCAGACAGUGAGUGCAGCGUCCCGGAGCAGCCUCUUCUUAAAUCAACCCAUCCUGCUGCGGGACAUUGAACAUCCUGUCAGACUGAAACUUUGAUAUGACGAUUCGGAAAACACAGCGCCAGUUGCAUGCCGAAGCCCCGUCGUGAGUCUGCGGCGAGGGCCGACACACGUCCUGCAUUCAAUCGUCCCCCCAACUCGCGCCCUGCCCCCGUGCCCCGUCAGGCGCGGAGCGAAGAAGAAGACGAUUAUGAGCCACGGACACCGAAAAGAGCGCCGAAGGAAAAGGCCAAAGCCUCGCCUGUGCCCUCUCCCUCCCCCGAAAAGAGACCGCGCCGACCGAGUGAUCGCUACCAAGGCUCGAGCGGGUUGAAAAACAGUCCGAGGAGAGACCAGCAGAGAGACCGAGCAAAGUACAGCUCUGGGACGUCCACCAAUAGCGGAAGCCAGCUGUUAAGUAGCGAUGCGUUGGCGAAAUUGAAUGCGCACAACGAAAGGGCCGAGUUUGAAGAGAAGUACGAAGAGCGCAGACGCAACAAGAAGAAGCAGAAGCAAUACAAAAACCUCAAGGCGGCGGAGGCGACACAGCAACGGCGGAAGAAACAGAAAAACCGGAAUGUCAGUGGUGCCAUUCUAGAAGAAGGGCGUGCGGGCGAGAAGCACAGACGUGCGCAUGGACGCGGCGGUGGGUACGGGAAACAACACGAGGCUCACAGGCGAUCAGACACAGACCGCGGAAGGCGAAAGAAGAAAUUCUGGUGGCUGGUGAUUCUAUUCGUCGUGUUGCUGGCUAUCUUCAUCCCGGUGGCAGUGGUGGUGAGCAACAACAGCAAGAAAUCAAGCGGAGGAUCCUCAUCUUCGUCGUCAGCGACCACAGGCGACGGCUCAUCAGGCAUCAGCAAUGACUGCGAUUCGAGCUCGAUCCCGGCAAGCGUAAAGGGUACCUACACCGAUAUUUCCACCUGGAUGGACACCACCGACUUCAAUUGUACAUAUACUGCCGAGACGGUCGGCGGGCUCUCGGUCAUGGGCCUCUAUUCGAGUUGGGAUGAUUCCACCAAAGCCAACGACAACGUCCCUGCUCUGGAUGAACAAUGGGAAUACGGAAAGAUGCCCAUCCGAGGCGUGAACAUAGGCGGCUGGCUUUCACUGGAACCCUUCAUCACCCCUUCAAUGUUCAACUAUCCUGCCUCCGCCAGCGUGGUCGACGAGUGGACGUUGUCGCAGAAGCUUGGCCCAUCAGCACAGCGCGUCAUUGAGACACACUAUGCAACUUUUAUCACAAAGCAAAGCUUCAUUGAUAUCAAGAACGCAGGCUUGGAUCACGUAAGGAUCCCAUAUCCCUAUUGGUCGGUCACCACAUACGACGGCGAUCCAUACGUACCAAAAGUGGCCUGGCGAUACCUGCUUCGAGCAAUCGAGUAUUGUCGAGAGAACGGCUUGAGAGUGAAUCUCGAUCUGCACUCCGUCCCAGGAAGUCAGAACGGAUGGGCUCACAGUGGUCACCAAGGUGAUAUUGGUUGGAUCCUCGGCGCCGAUGGCGCCACCAAUGCACAAAGAUCACUGGAUAUCCACAACCAACUGUCCCAAUUCUUUGCCCAAGAUCGGUACAAGAACGUGGUGACUAUUUAUGGCUUGGUCAACGAGCCAAAGAUGCUGGUAAUUCCCCCUCAGUCGGUGCUUGACUGGAACCAAAAGGCCAUCGCGAUCGUCCGAGGGAAUGGCAUUAAGCAGCGCAUUGUCUUCGGCGACGGCUUCCUCAGUCUGGAUAGCUGGGACGACAUGUUCCACGGAGUCGACGACAAUUUGGUCAUGGAUACCCACCAAUACCAAAUCUUCAACACCGGACAGCUCAAGUUGAAGCACCAAGACAAGAUCAACCUCGCCUGCUCCGGCUGGACUGGGCUAAUGGUUGCUGCCAAUAACCCGCAAACCGGCUGGGGGCCGAUUCUGGACGGCGAGUGGUCCCAGGCCGAUACUGAUUGCACCCCAAAUCUGAACAAUGUCGGCGUAGGCUCCAGGUGGGCUGGUACGCUCGACACCGGCGAUCCGGGCACAUCAGUUCUCACACCGACCUGUGCCGAGCCGCCAUGUUCUUGUGCGCAAGCCAACGCUGACCCGAGCCAGUACAGCGCCGCGUACAAGCAGUUUCUGCAAAUGUAUGCCGAAGCCCAGAUGCACAGCUUCGAGCAGGCCUGGGGCUGGUUCUACUGGACUUGGAAGACCGAGAGCGCCGUACAGUGGAGCUGGAUGUUGGGCCUGCAGGCCGGCAUAUUGCCUGACAAAGCGUACGCUCCAUCUUUCAAAUGUGAUUCUGAAGUCCCUGAUUUUAGCGACCUCUCUGAAAGUUAUUGAUUGACGGGCGAUUCUGGGAUAUGAAAGCAUCGGGAUUGGAGUUUUGGAUAGAUCGCUUAUGUGCUGCAAGGUUGCCAUAAUGUGAGGCUUGUGAAUAGCGAAGGUGUCUUGGAAACAAAGAUGAGGCAUGAAUGAACAUAUGUACGCAACCGUCUCACCUGUUCCGGGAUGCCAGACUUCGAGCCUUUGUCCGCUUGUGAGGAAUCGUCGUGAGCGUCCCUUCUCACAAGGCUGGUAGUUGCCAUAUAACAAAAC